This is a messenger RNA of Xenopus laevis (African clawed frog), 1500 nucleotides long. It is a transcript of the gene kcnmb1.S, whose product is annotated as potassium channel subfamily M regulatory beta subunit 1 S homeolog. The transcript has 5 exons. NCBI's taxonomy places the organism in Eukaryota, Metazoa, Chordata, Amphibia, Anura, Pipidae. The record is from RefSeq and is a predicted model, not a curated record. The coding region runs from base 775 to 1392 and encodes 205 amino acids. Gene Ontology annotation, biological process: detection of calcium ion; potassium ion transmembrane transport; potassium ion transport. Gene Ontology annotation, cellular component: membrane; voltage-gated potassium channel complex. Gene Ontology annotation, molecular function: potassium channel regulator activity; calcium-activated potassium channel activity.
UAAUGUAGAAACGUAUUGGUGCAACUUUAUUUAAAAUACCUGGCUGCUUUUAGUAACAUUUCAAUACUUGUAAAGCAAAAUGACAAUUUUAAACACCUUACUGAAACAGCUGACAUGCACCUUAAGAAGUAAAAUUGAUAGAAAAAAAAUAUAUUAUUAUUUCCAUCCUAUUGGGAUAAGGCAAAGGCACAGCAUUGCAACAUAUGCAAUUAACUACUCCUUUGAUUUCAGGAAGCUGUUUGUCUUAUCUCUUAUAAAUCACCAGAUUUGCACUAAUAUGUAAAAAAAAACAUAUUAGUGAUGGGAGUUCCAUUAGAGAGUCGGCGUAAGUUCGGUAAAUAUUUAGACAGAGUCUUUUUUUAUUGCCAGUUUCAGUUCAUUUAUCUACACGGCAGUUUAAGGGCCUUCGCUAAGUUCAUACCUUACCAUUUAAGGCUAAAGGAUGAUUAAAAACCGUGCGAUCAGCUGAACCACACAAAGAAAGCCCAUAACACUAUACUUAAGAUUUUGCUGUGCUCCAUUGCUGGACAAGAAGCGAAGUUCAUUUGAAUCAAAGGUGAAAGGGAUAUUUAAAGACGACAUACGAUCAUCCAUUGUGCUCUCUUGUUGAAAAGAGGAAAACAUUUAAUGUUCCCUGAUGAAAUAAUAACAGCACAGAUGGAUCUAAUUGUACUAGAGAUCCUCCACUAAACAGAUAAAGGUUCAAGGAAAACUUCACCUUUUUUUUAAAUUAAGUAAAUUAAUCAUGGCGUAAGGAUCCCAAAUGUAGCGAGGAUGGAAAAGAAACUGUUUACAGUACAGAAACGAGGAGAAAUACGUGCCCUUUGUUGGGGAAUUGGAAUGAUGGUUUUCUCUGUUAUGAUGUCCUCUGUUUUUGGAUUCACAGUGGUGCCAAAAUAUUUAAAAAGUGUCUGGACUCAAAAAUCAGUUUGCACAGUGGCCAAUACGUCCUUCAAAGAUAAAGUCAGCUGCACUUACAAUACGAAUGGAGAAUGUGAUAAGAGCUCAUAUUACCCCUGCCUUGAAGUGCUUGUAAAUGUGAAUUUCUCACAGGAUAUAUACAUGUUAUAUCACACAGAGGAAACUCCAGAGGUGAAUGAUCAGUGCUCAUAUAUACCCAAAUGUGAGAAAAAUUUCACAGAAGUAAAAAUGCACGUCGAUAUCAUCCAAGAAAACUUCAGGAAAAACCAGCCUUUCACUUGUUUCUACGACCCCAAAGGAAGAGAGAAGAGUAUCAUUUUGUCACGAAAAUUUGGCUUGCAACUGCUACUGUCAUAUUUUUUCUGGCCCGCUUCCAUGUUCAUCGUUGGAAUAUGUAUUGUAAUUAUGGUGAAAAUAAGUCAAUAUCUGGCCAUGGUGUCUAUGCUGUCCAAAAAACUCAUUAUUAGAUAGUUGCACAUUUUUUCUUUCUUUCUGAACAUUUCAGGGGCACUUACGUUUACUCAAUAAACAUAACACUUUUUAUGUUAAGUGCAAAAUACAGUAAACAAAUAAUAUCAA